CACACACACACACACACACACACACACACACAGAGCCCCUUUAAUAGCAGGCUGUCAGGUGCGCGUGUCCGGGCGGAAGUGGCGUUCAAAUCACGCGCCGGGCGCGCGCUCUCUCGUCCGCCUUAGUCUCGUUCACCGUUUGUAGUUGAGGUCUCUGCCGUUUUUCCUCACGUCACGUAUUAAUCGCUCGUGACUCUUUAUCCAUUGUUCCCUCCCUAAAUCCCGCUAUCUGCGCGUCGCUCGCGUUUGAACACGCGAACACUGACAUUAAUAAAGCGAAGAUCCGAAGCGGACCGCGGAGCUGCUCGUGCCGCCGGGAGCGCGCGCGCGCGCCUGUGUGUGUGAAGCGCGUAACCGCCUCUCGUGGAAGAAGCAAAGAGUCGCAAAGAGUGGAAAUGGGGACGUGUCUGCCGUGUCUGGGCGGGGCGGCCGACGACGUCGUGGACACUCCGGAUCCCGAGACGAGGCGGCGCCAGUUGGCAGAUGCAGCUGAGAAGCGACAGAAGGAGACAUCCCACAGAGGAAUUAAAAACCCCGAGGCAGUCGAGAGGAAGAAGAAGAAACAAGAGGAGAUGGAGAAGCAGGCCAUGAUGACAUCGCCGUCGGGCGGCGGGGGACUCAAGUGGCAGGUGGGCUAAAGGCUGGAGGUCAGGGAGCGGCAGACCCCCCCCACCCCCACCCCCCGUCUGCGUGUUCCAGCCUACGGGAUCGACGAGCGUCUGUCCGAGAUUUUUCUUUGUUUUCCAUGCGAGCUUGAGGGAGGUGUGGACUUAGGACCUAGACACUUGUGCCAUGCUUUGCGCUUGAAGGAGGGCCCCGCCGCGGUCCGAGCGCUUCUUGGACGCCGAGAGACGACACGCCGUAGGCUGGAUGAACGCGGGGCUCCGUGGACGGAAAGAACCGCGGUACCCCGAGUAACAGGACACUACUCGCUUCUCACAUGGCCUUUUUGCGUGUUUACACUUAGACUGUAUGCGUGUGUGCGUCUGUCUACACUUACACACUGGAGCGACCACUUUUUUUGAAACACUACGAUGUACUUCACGCUUCUUUUGUGCUGCGUUUCAUUUGACUGAAUCACCGUCUGUGAAGAAAUUGAUAUUUAGCGUAACACUAAAGUAUGCUUUGUACCGAAUGCCUGCGAGACCUGCUCGCCGACGCUUUUCUCGAAAGAGAGGAGGAAGGAAGGAAAACGAAGACGACCGGCGCUGAUUGUUAAACGGCACUAAACGCUGCUGUUUUCGGCGCUUUCCCCACCAAGCCGUUCAACUGGCUUAGCACAGCGCCGAAUCCUCGUCAGCGUAUUUGCUCUCGUGCUGCUUUACUGGCAUCACGAGUCCUGUCUGCGCGCCCGUUUCUACCCUGGCGUGUUGACGGCGGUGUCCGAAUCGGGCCAACCGCGGUAAACGGACCCGAAGCUUCCGGUCAUGCCGGGGGGCCGUAGCCAGAAAAACGCUCCUCGCUGGCAUGGGGACAGACCCCUCCCCACCCCACCACAUGCUUUGGCUUAAAUAAAGCCGCUGUUUCCCAAUGCACGUCUCGCUC
Messenger RNA from Scleropages formosus (Asian bonytongue), 1545 nucleotides. It is a transcript of the gene svip, whose product is annotated as small VCP interacting protein. The record is from RefSeq and is a predicted model, not a curated record. Gene Ontology annotation, biological process: negative regulation of VCP-NPL4-UFD1 AAA ATPase complex assembly; negative regulation of ERAD pathway; negative regulation of retrograde protein transport, ER to cytosol. Gene Ontology annotation, cellular component: endoplasmic reticulum membrane. NCBI's taxonomy places the organism in Eukaryota, Metazoa, Chordata, Actinopteri, Osteoglossiformes, Osteoglossidae. The coding region runs from base 396 to 638 and encodes 80 amino acids. The transcript has 4 exons.